CCGGGGGGAGGGUGGCCUAGAUGGCCACAAGGGCUCCCUCCGGGAGGCUCCACCCCGCCAAGCCUCCAGAGACCGAGGAGCGUAGUAAAAACCCUCCAGCAAACACCCCGCCUGCCCGAUCCACCCAUCCAGGGAGAGAGAGAGAAAGAGCGCACCGGGCUCUGCCCCGGAAGUGGCGGCGGCGGGCCCAGCUGACAGGAGGCGGAGGCGGCGUCAAAAUGGCGCUGCGGCCGGCGGGGCUGGGGGCCGGAGCCGCCCCCGCCGGGGUACCCACCGUCUCAGCCGGACCGCCGGGGAUGCCGAACUCAACGACGGGCGGCGCCGGAGCAGCCACAGCGGCGGCGGCAGCAGCCGCGGGAAGCCCCGGACCGGCCAGCUUUGUUUUCCCUGUAACUGGUGGCCUUGGCCCUCAAGGGAUGAUUCCAAUGCAACAGCAGAGCUUUUCAAUGGUGCCUGUCAUGCAGCCCAAUAUGCAAGGCAUGAUGGGGAUGAAUUACGGUUCUCAGAUGCCUCCAGGGACGAUGACUGUGCAGGGUGGCAUGCCUCUCGGUGCAAUGCCAACAGCGGGGAUGCCAUAUAUGGGCCAAAGUCCCUUCCUUGGAAUGCGUGCAGCAGCUCCUCAGUACACCCCGGAUAUGCGGAAGCAGUUUGUUGAAGAACAGCAGAAACGGUUUGAACACCAGCAGAAGGUCUUGGAGGAAGAAAGAAAAAGGCGUCAGUUUGAAGAACAGAAGCAAAAGCUACGGCUUUUAAGCAGCGUGAAGCCAAAGAUGGGUGAAAAAAGCCGAGAUGACGCCCUGGAAGCUAUUAAAGGGAACCUAGACGGGUUUUCCAGAGAUGCUAAACUUCAUCCCACACCAACUGCUCAUCCCAAAAAUGCAGAUCAUCCCAAACCAUCUCAUUCUACCGUGUCUGUCUCCCAAACUACUGCCUUUCUUGACGACGAGGAGUUUAGUGACUUUAUUCAGGGACCUGUCGAAACCCCACCAUUCGUGCCUCCAACCUCCUCCCAGCCUUUUCAGUCUUGCCAUCCUGGGCAGCGGCUUUCAGAGAAGGCUGCGGCCCACCCUCUCCCUCCAGUCCAGUUUCCUGUCACCUCCGUCUUCCAGGGUACCGUGGGACCGGUACCCUAUUUCUCUCCUUCUCCAGCUUCACAAAACAGUCAGAAAACAGGCUGUUUCUUAGAAGACAAGCCUUUGGCACCUCGCGGGUUGAGUGAAUUUGGGCAGACUCAAAUCAAGCUGAAGGCGCCUGAGGUUGAGCUCAGCGCUGCCGCUUCAGCUGUAAACAGCCCUGGUCCCCAGUUAGCAGCCAGUGGCAGGAAGUCCCUAGGGGCCCUUCCCAAGGGAGCCCCCUGUCCAGAGGCAAACAAGGCUUCAGAACCAAAGCUACCAGUUCAAGAGUGCGGCGUUGGAGUUUUUCCUUCCCAGGAUCCAAUCCAGCAAAUGAUGCCUCCGUGGAUUUACAAUGAUAAUUUAAUUCCAGAUCUUUAUAAGAAGAUUCUCGAAACCACCAUGACAUCCUCCGGGAUAGAUACCGGCAAACUCUAUCCGAUUCUGAUGUCCUCUGGGCUUCCCAGAGAAACUCUUGGGCAAAUUUGGGCCUUAGCCAAUCGCACCACUCCAGGGAAGCUGACAAAAGAAGAACUCUACACCGUUUUGGCUAUGAUUGCGCUCACUCAGAGAGGCAUGCCAGCCAUGAGCCCUGACGGUUUAAACCAGUUUCCUUCUGCUCCCAUCCCUACCUUAAGUGGGCUUCAGAUGGCCAUCCCUGUCACAGUGAGCCAACAGCCUUUGAUGCCUCCUGGGCCACCGGUUUCCAUGCCUCUUAAUAUAGGACCAACAGUGGUGGGGAUCAGCAUGGCGGCACCAGUGGGCGGAGUCACCACACAGACGUCCAGCAGUUUCAUCCAACAUUUCCCUGCAAACCAGGUUGCAAAAAUAGAUGAUGACGACUUCCAGGAUUUCCAAGAUGCGUCCAAGUCAGGGGGACUUGAUGAUACUUUUACAGAUUUUCAAGGGGAAGCGCCCGGAUCAAAGAAAACGUUAGCAGCACAGCAGCGGAGCAGUGCUCCUUCAAUGCUGAUACCCCUUUCGGGCCCCAAAGUGACUCCUGCUGUGGAUAAGUAUGCUGUUUUUAAGGGGAUUGCAUCUGACAAGCCUGCUGAAGAUUAUGGAGAUAAAUACAGUGCUUUUCGAGAACUGGAGCAGCCAUCGGAGAGUAAAUCUAUAGGCGAGAGCUUUGCCGAUUUCAAGUCCCCGGGGACAGACGACGGCUUCACCGAUUUCAAAACCGCGGACAGCAUCUCUCCACUAGAACCGCCGACAAAGGACAAAGCAUUUCCUUCCUCUUUCUCUUCUCUUUCCAUACAGUCCAAACCACAACCCCAAGCAAAGCCUUCUCUGAAUUUGGCAGACCUGGAUCUGUUCUCCUCAGCCUCGACUGGAGAGAGUCAACCCGCUCUCUUUCCAUCCGCGUACAGUUCCCCCAAACUGGCAACUUUUGCUACACCAUCACACACAAUAUCAGCUGCCACUACUCUUCCCGCACCAGGCAGCGGCUCGGCCCUGGCCGGCAACUUUGCUGAUUUCAACCUUUUUGGAGGGUUGUCAAGUUGUCCUUCGGCUACCACUCAGGACGAGUUUGCAGACUUCAUGGCUUUCAACAACAACGCCGUCUCUCUGGAGCAGCAGUUGGAUGAUAAAUACGGGGUCCUCAAGCAAGAGGCCAACUCGGUUCCCUCAACUGGCUCCUUAGCCAGUGCCAUGAAGAACGGGCAGAGUCCCAUUGCUGCUUCCAACAAAUACGACAUCUUCAAGCAGCUGUCUCUGGACAGCCCCGGGUUGGGAUUCGAGGACCUCAAAGACCAUACUCCUUCAUCGGUGAAAAGCGAAGACGACUUUGCCGAUUUCCACUCGAGCAAGUUUUCCUCCAGCUCGGAAAAAUCCCUCGUCGACAAACUGGCCGCUUUCAAGCAUACCAAGGAGGACUCGGCAUCCGUCAAGUCUCUCGACCUCCCAUCCAUUGGGGGCAGCAGCGUGGGCAAGGAGGAUUCGGAAGACGCCCUCUCUGUCCAGUUUGAUAUGAAACUGGCAGACGUGGGAGGAGACCUUAAGCAUGUCCUGUCUGAUAGCUCUCUGGAUUUACCAAUGGUUAGUGGUCAACAUCCACCAGCAGCAGAUCUGGAGGACUUGAAGGGUGCCCCCUUUGGAACUUAUAGCAGUGCCUCUCUUCUGAGUAGCUUCCCAAGCUGUGACUGGUCUGAUAAAGAAGAUGUCUAUCAGAGCAGAAGGUCUACCCCCUUCUCCCUUCCUGCAGGAAACGAAGCCUCCUUAGCUACCUCCGUCCUCCAAAAGAAGGAGACCUUUUUCGGCAGCUCCGAAAAUAUCACUGUGACCACCGUUUCCAAGGUGACCACCUUUGCGAACGAGGAUGCUCUCCAAGACGUGAAGUUCUCAUCGUUUGCAAACUUCCAAAGUUCCAGUCCUCAUUCCAUGGACCAAAGCGAGGACGAAGUUGAAGACUUUGGAGAGUUUGCUCAACCACCGGACAAUGGAAGUGAGAGACCACCCACAGGCGGAUCUCAAGAGGCUGACUCCGCCCCCGUCUCGUCAGAAGCUGGGAAAGAAGUUUUCGAUGACUUCGGAGAGUUUCAGGGCGAAAAACCAAAGAUCAGCAAAUUUGACUUUUUAUUGGCAACUUCUCAAGGGAAAAUGAAAUCCAGCGAAGAAAUGAUCAAAAGCGAGCUGGCAACCUUUGACCUCUCUGUUCAAGGUUCUCACAAAAGGACUCUAAGUUUGGGCUCUUCACCGCUGCCACCUGUGGAGCAGCCCUUUAGAGAUCGAUCAAACACCCUGAGCGAGAAGCCUUCCCUGCCAGUCAUCCGAGACAAGUACAAAGAUCUUACUGGGGAAGUAGAGGAAAGUGAGAGAUAUGCCUAUGAAUGGCAGAGAUGCUUGGAGAGCGCGCUGCAGGUCAUCAAGAAAGCGAACGACAUCCUGAACGGAAUCAGCAGUUCAUCUGUAUGUACUGAAGUCAUCCAGUCUGUGCAGGGCAUGGAAUAUUUAUUAGGGGUUGUUGAAGUUUAUCGAGUCACCAAGCGAGUGGAGCUGGGCAUCAAAGCCACCGCUGUCUGCAGUGAGAAACUCCAACUGCUCCUGAAGGAUAUCGAUAAAGUGUGGAAUAACUUGAUCGGAUUCAUGUCCCUUGCAGCGUUAACGCCUGAUGAAAACUCAUUGGAUUUCUCCUCCUGUAUGCUUCGCCCAGGAAUUAAAAAUGCUCAGGAACUGGCUUGUGGGGUCUGCCUCUUAAAUGUAAACUCAAGGAGCAAGAAAGAAGAAAUGCCCCUGGAAGAACACCCUAGAGAAGCCUUCAACUCCGCGACGGACAGCUUCAAGCUUGCUUACGGAGGGCAUCAAUACCACGCCAGCUGUGCUAACUUCUGGAUCAAUUGCGUGGAGCCCAAACCUCCAGGCCUUCUGUUGCCCGACCUCCUUUAAGCAGACUGUUCUUGGCCAGCCUUUGGCCUUCACAAGGGAGCAAUUCCCAGAGGGAGGGAGGAAACUAGGCUCUUGAGAAGCCAACGUGCAACGGUGCUGGUGCUUUCGGGCACUUCGAAAAUAUUCAUCCUAAACUAGCUGUUCUCCUGUGAAGGGUAAAUGCCACUGGUACAUUUUUAAUCUGCAAGAGCCUCACCUUGGCAAGGAUUUGGCGAUACACCCUGAUAUUUUUGAGGGGAUUUUGCACUAAGGCACAAAUGCCUUCUUGAGCAGAACUGGACUCAUGCCGCCUUUCCAGAUGUGGCCAAGUGCUGAUGUGCUUUUUUGUCGAAGCGCGUGAUAGUUUCCCCAAAGGAGUAACUUGGGUUUCAAACAUUUCCAAGGCCCGAAAGAAUGAGGCUUCGUUUGUUUUUAGCAUGCACCUCCUUUUAAAAUAACCCCCUGUGGCUUUUCCUUCAUUUUCUCCCGAAAACACUUUCCACUUGGUAGGUUUCUUACAAAAUUUAUCAUUGUUCAACCUAAAAUGAUCCCUUUUAAAGAAAUCCCCCCAAAUGGACAUAAACACCUGUGCUGACACGCCUUUUCAUCCCCAUCUGUACCAGUCUCUCCCCACCCAAUCAAGACACACACACACACACACACCCAAGUUAGAUGAAGAAACCCAGUUAUAUUUGACUGAAUGCAAAUAUGUCCUUCCAACCUUAAAACUCUUUUUCAGAACUAUUGCUUUUUUGGGGCACAGGCAGGCCAUAAAAAGGUCCUGACAUUUUCAAACGAGUUUACAUUGAUUACCACGCAGUCUUUUCAGUUGGCCUCAUGGUUUUACAGUAGAAAAAGCGCAAAUGGGAAAAGCGAAUAGUGGAAGCAGAGAACCUUCUACUUCAGGAGCGUGGAACCUUGUCAGCUUGAAGACUUCUGGACUUCAACUCCCAGAAUUCCCCAGCUGGCUGGGGAAUUCUGGGAGUUGAAGUUCAGAAGUCUUCAAGCUGACAAGGUUUCACACACCUCUGUUCCAGUGACAUGUUUUCUUUUUAAUGGCACUAACACUGUACAGGUUUGUUAGUGGCCAAAGAGAAUUAGCAGAGAGCACUCAUCCUGCAAACCUAUUGUGAUGGAAAAUCUUUUGAAGAACCAUCAGAUCCUGGAGGCCUCUCUGCUCCACUUCUAAGCAGAAGUUGGUAUUUUGAUUGCCACUGAGACAGGACUGGUCAAAGGGGGGAAGGAGGGGGGUGCGGCUGUGCAAAACAACAACACACAGCCUCUUUUUCGCCUUCCCUCUUUUCAGCUUGUCAGCCACAGCAGUUUGAACAGAGCCUGUUUUUUUCAAACCGUCAGGCUUAAUGAUGGUAAUUAUAGCCCCUGGACCAUGACUCACGCUCCCUGAUUAGAAAUGAGCUUUACAGGUUGAAAAUGCUUUUGAUCCCGAGAUGUUUGGUCAGAGAUAAACUCUGCCUCUUUCUUCUUCUCUGUUUGAUGUGAAGUCAUAGCUGGCAAACUAGACAGUGUUCUCCCUUGACCCAAAACAUGCACCGGCCCAGCUCAGCGAGUUAAUCUUGCUACCGCAGUUUGCCACUCUGAUGAUUUUUUUCCUAUUCUCUGCUUGGUGGGAGUUUUCUCUGCAGGUGGGUCUGAAAGAGCCCUCCCGCCGUGUCCCAGGAGGGCUGCUUUUCUCCCAGCUUGAGAAUAGAAUUUGCAGAAACAGCCUCUUGUGUUGGUGCAUGGCGGACAGACCUCUCAAGGUGCAGGAGACUUUUAGGAGAGACCCCUGGAAUGGUUGACCAGGUGCAAGUCUAGGUAUCCCCAGUGCAGUGCUUCAGAGCAAAGGCCUGGCAAUCAAAGAUAUCUCCCCCCACCCCACCCCGCCCCCCCACACAUACACAUACACACUACCCCCACAGGUUAUAAAAACAGGAAAAGUCAAACGAGCAAGUAGGAAGGCAGGAAGAGAUUGCAGCAUGUGAUUUCAUUCACCCCUGCAAUACUGUUUUACUUUCCUUCUCUCUCCCUGCUUCUUUUGCUUCCUUCCUUCCUUCCUUUCUUUUUCUUUCUUCCUUUUUUCCUUCCUUCCCUCCCUUUCUUUUUCCUUCCCCUUUUUCUUCCUUUCCUUCCUUUCUUUUCUCUUCCUUUCCUUUUUUCUUGCCUUCCUUUCCUCUUUUCCUUCCUUUCCUUUUCUUCCUUCCUUCCUUCCUUCCUUCCUUCCUUCCUUCCUUCCUUCCUUCCUUCCUAUACUCACCAUAACCCGAUCAAGAAUCUCUUUCUUCAGUUCAUUGAUACGGAUAUUUACCAGGCUUGGUUAGAGAUACAGGUUCUCUAAGCCUCUUGGGGUUUGCAUUCAGGCUACAGGCUUCUCAUCUGGCAUCUGGGGUCCUCCUCCUGUGGUGGCCCUUACCACAUUUCCCAAAGUAAAAAGGACGCCAUCUUUUGUGUAAUAAAACCCUUAUUCUCCUUAAGGUCACAUCAUUGAGCAUUGCUUCACUUUGAUAAAUCUCUGCAGAGUAUGAUCAACUUCUCGGUAUAUUAGACCAGUGUUUCUCAACCACAGCAGCUUGAAGAUGGGUGGGCUUCAAGCAAGGCUGGCUGGGGGAUUCUGGGAGCUGAAGUCCCCCCCAUCUUUAAGCCGCCAAGAUUGCAAGACAAUGAUAUAGACCAGUAGUGGGUUUCACUUACUUUCGCUACCGGUUCAGAACCGCAAGCGCGCAGAGCAUCCAUGAUGACUUCCAGGCGGGUGGGUGGAGCCUCCUGCCACUGAUACCAGUUUGCUCAAACUGGGGCAAACCAGUAGAAACCCACCACUGAUGUAGACCCAAAAUACAAGCUUUCUGCAAAAUCUCAAAGCAAAUCUCUCCUGCCUCCCGUGGCCCAAAAUGUCGACCCUCGGCUCCCUCCCCCUCAGUGAUGGAACCACAUCCCCGCCAUCACCUGUAGCCACCCUUGGAGACUGAAAAUAAUAAAGCCCGCCCUAGCUGGAAUUGAUCAUCCAUCUUUCUAAUCAAAUUUAGUGACUCAGAUCCUUGCUUGGCUCUGUAGGACAAGCAGUCCUCCGAAAUUAUUGCCACUGAGCCAACAUCCCACCCCACCCCUUCAAGGCAUUCACGACUUCAUCCUGACAGUUUCGCUCAGGUGAUAAAGAUGGGCCUUCAGAACGCUGAGGGAAACGGUGAAGCCUCUUUUGAGUUUGGGAGUUGGCAGAUCUAACCAGUUUAUAUUCCAGCCAGGGGAAAAAAAAUAAUAGCUCCGGGUUUACUGAAAUGUACCAAUUUGCAGCUAAUGGGGGAAAGGAAGGGGUUGCAAUAAAUGCAUUUAUUUCCCCCAGAAGAGCAUUUCUCUGUAACAGAGAAAAGGUGAAGCUGGUUUGAAUCGUAGCUGCGAUGAUCAAUAAUAAGGCUGUUUUAAUAAGGUCUUUGAUUUCUAGCAAGGACUGAAAAUUUCCUCAGUGUGUGUUUGUUUUUUUCAAACUUGGGCACUUUAAGAUGGGUGGACUUCAACUCCCAGAAUUCCCUAGCCAGCCAUGGCUUGCUGGGGAAUUCUGGGAAUUGAAGUCCACCACCUUAAAAUGCCCAAGACUGAAAAGCAUUAACCCAAUUUAUGGCCUGUAUGAACAAAAGAGAUGGCAACAAGACCUGGAAUGUUCCAAUUGAAUUAACAGACACAUUUAUUGAAACUGUGGUGGUCCCAUACAGGUAACCGAGAGAUAAAACUUGCCAACUCGCUUCCAUGAUUCGUAGCAAAACAUCUCCCAAAGAAAAACAAGAAUGGGAAAAAAAAAGAAAGGUGAUGAAUGUAAUAGAAACAAAACACCUUCCUUUUUUGGGGGAGAUUGCAAAAAAAAAAAAAAAACUCAAUUUUUUUCUUCAAGCUGUUGCAUUGGACCAGGCCUCGUCUAUUAACGCAGCUUCCCUCAUUCACUUGCUUUGCUAGCCAAGCCUCCCCCCCUCAAUCCUUCCACCCCUGUGUCCUUGGAAACUGUAUCCAAGGUUACGGUGUUUUUGCAGAUUUCAUUACUGCUCCCUUUUCUUUCUUUCUUUCUUUUUUUUGCCUUGCUUCAGAUCCAGGUUUGCAGCUGGGAGAAGAGUGGCUUGGUUUCCUUUUGUUUUGUUUCUUAAACCCAGCAUCUGUUGUUGUACUUUUACAAAAUUAUUUUGCUUAAACAGGCACCCCCCCCCUUUUGGGGUGAAGGAAGCAAAAGACCCCCAAUUGAACUACGGUGAGUGCUUGUUUUUUUUCCACCCCCAGUUCUGUGUUUCCUGCCCUGUUUACAAUCCGUGUUUAAACUCCCAUCAAUCCUUUCCAACGAUCCGUUUCUCUGCACCGCUGUUCCCCCAAUUUCCUCGACUUGAUCCGAGAACCCCAACCCAAUUCCUUCAAUCUUUGUACUUUUGACAACACGAGUCAGGUGUGUUUUGUUGUAUCCUAAUUUUGGGGUGGGUGGGGAAACAAGCCAGUUUUACGCCUCAGAUACAUAACUGUGUUUAAGGAUAAGCGUCAUAUUGGAUCACUAGGCUUCCUUCGUCCAGACUUUGAAGGCUAGAAAAGGGGUACCGAAUCCCCGAUAGCCUGCAGUCCACACAAAAGAAGGACAGCUGCUUGAGAACUAACAUAUUUCCCAUGCAGUUGUGCACCACCUUUGCUGAUGUCGAUGCCUUGUGGGCCUUCCAGACGAACCCCGGGCCUUUCUCUAGCAGAUUUCCUUCCAUUUCUGCUGUAGAAGUGAGAGAAGGCAGCCUAAAUACUGACCCUACUAGAAAAACAUCUGAGCUUUUCUGCAUUGAAAUCCAUGCCAUUCGGAGCAAGGGCAAGCUAUAUUAAUUCACUGAUUCCUUGUUCAUCUUAAAGUUGGCUUACAUUGGGUCGAUCUCCCCUGUUUUCUCACAUGUUUCGGGAUUUCCAACCCAUUGGGUAAAAUACUGAGCCAGAAGAAAGAAAGAAAAUGCUUCCUUAGCCAGCCUUGUAGCAAAUACAGAAUGCUCCCCCCAAAAAGAGAGAGAUAAGAAACAUCAAACUCCCUGUAUAUCCAGUUCUAUCCACUGCGUGCAAAUAGCAUCACAGUGGAAUUCAUGGAUGCCUCUUCCCUAAAGCAAAUUGAAAUAAAGCUGCUAUUCAUGUUUGAUCUGUAGAGAUCAGAGUUCCCUGCUCUUGUUAUUCGGUUUUCUUUUUGGUGACACUUUUUAAUUUUUUUUUAAAAAACUUGCUUGAAAAAAACGGCUGCAUCUCAAACUCUUUUUAACGCGUCUGUUUCUUCGGUGGCCGUCUCGGAUGGCCUCCAAAAUGGUGUUUUGUGGUUGGCAUGCUUGUGAUGUGACGUCUCGCUUGACUUUGCUAUGCGGUGGUGUUGAUAACUUUUAAAAACCCGAGAAUGAUUGUUUUAUUUAUAACUAUUUAUAUAAACCUACACAGACACAUAUAAAUAAAAUAGACACACACCCAGAGGGACAUACACUUCCCUUCACAAUCUAUAUGCUGUAUUGAUUCCUGUUAAAUUUUCUGACCCUUAAUAAAGUGCCGUUUCCUCUCUC
Messenger RNA from Pantherophis guttatus, 10012 nucleotides. NCBI's taxonomy places the organism in Eukaryota, Metazoa, Chordata, Lepidosauria, Squamata, Colubridae. The record is from RefSeq and is a predicted model, not a curated record.